Photinus pyralis (common eastern firefly) is the source of this 1054-nucleotide messenger RNA. RefSeq lists its product as uncharacterized. The transcript is spliced from 4 exons. NCBI's taxonomy places the organism in Eukaryota, Metazoa, Arthropoda, Insecta, Coleoptera, Lampyridae. Gene Ontology annotation, molecular function: nucleic acid binding. The coding region runs from base 293 to 1054 and encodes 253 amino acids. The record is from RefSeq and is a predicted model, not a curated record.
AGAAAUAGUUAAGCCCCUCCUCAACAAUUACCGCCACAUUUGAAUACGACAUUGUUAUUGGUGUAAUUUUUGAAGCCACAAUCACACUUGUAAAGCGAAUUGGCCGAAUUGGGUAAUCUGUCAUCUUGCCUAUUGCGUUUCUGCCGGUUUUUACGUUUUUACAUCUUUACUUGCGUCAAUUUGCCAUUAAUCUCCUUUAUUCACACAAAAUAGUCUUUAUAAAGACUCGUCGGUGUAUUCUAAAGAUAGUCAGGGUUAUAUUAUUCGCGAUCAAGAAAAGUUGUACGCAAACAUGAAUGUCGCCGGUGCUGCUUUCUCUCCACCGAAAAAACGUUCUGCCAAGCACUUUUCAGUUGAAGACAAAACUGGCAUUUUAAAUAUCUUCAAGGCAUAUUCGGAAGACAACCCGGAGGUAUCUAAAACGGAUAAAGUUGAGUUUACGGCUAAAGCAGCAGGUGUAAGCAUUCCGAGUGUCUACAAGAUUCUUCGGGAGUAUACAGAGGUACACGAACUUCAUUCACCUAAAAAAUAUUAUCGACCACGAGCAAUUUUGGACAAUAUUGAUUCCGGAACUAAAAGUAUUCUUCGACGUUUGCUUCAUUCUUUCUUUGAAAGAAAUGAACCACCUACCCUGAGUAAAGUUUUGGCAGUGUUACACGAAGACGAAGACUUACCCCAUUUGAAACGAACUACUUUAUGGAAAUUAAUAAAAGAAAUAGGUUUUCGGUCAGUAAACCUUUUUUCUUUACGUGUAUGUAGACAGGCAUUUAUCAACGGGCUAUCAACUGGAUUGAAAGAUCCAUCGGGCAAAGGAAAUCGCCUUAUUGUUCUCCAUAUAGGGUCCGAGGAUGGCUUCGUCGAGGAAGGUUUGCUGUGUUUUGAAUCGAAGAAAACAGGGGAUUAUCACGAAGAAAUAACCAGUGAAGUUUUUGAAAAGUGGUUUAUGGAAAUCGUUACACAUCUUGAUGAACAAUCUGUGAUUAUAAUGGACAACGCUUCAUAUCAUAGCAGGAAAAGUGAAAAAAAUACCAAACACCAGUACGAAAAAAGCUGA